GUCACAUCAAGCUUCACCUCAAAAACUCCAGGAGUCGUGAAGCCUAGUUAUCUAUUCAUCCUACUUGUAAGCUGCCGCCGUUAGAGAAGGUACAUCUGCGGGCAUCAUGCCGGUGAUUACAAUUGUCGUGGACGCAAUAUUGUUCGAUAUGGAUGGGACGCUUGUUGACUCGACUAAGGGGGUCGUUGGAGCGUGGCAUCACUUCAAAGGAAAAUAUCCGUCUAUGAAUGUCGAGGAGAUCCUUAAUACUUCUCAUGGUGUGCGCACCGUCGACAACUUGCGCAUACAUUGUGGAAUUGAGGACCCUGAAGAACUCGAGCGGGAGGCCGAGCGGUUUGAACAGGCCAUCAUCAAAUGUUCAGGCGACGAUGGACAGGGUAUCGUUCUUUUACCCGGUGUGGAAGCCAUCAUGAAGGAGCUACUCCCGCGGAGUAAGCUUCCUCAUCCGCGGUGGGCCAUAUGCACGUCGGCGACCCGUGGUUAUGCGUCGGCAGCCCUUCGCAUGGCUGGCGUUCCUGUUCCGGAUGUCCUGGUUGCUGCGGAGGACGUGGAAAAAGGUAAACCUGAGCCCGAUCCCUACCUCCUAGGAGCUAGGAAGUGCAGUGUGAACACGGGAAAUUGCUUAGUGGUCGAGGAUGCACCAGCGGGCGUCCGUAGUGGGCAAGCAGCUGGUUGCAAGACGCUCGGCGUCACCACAUCUCACUCACGAGCACAAAUGGAGGCUUGCUCUCCAACGUACCUUGUUGAAAAUCUUGCGAGUGUCCGAAUGAGACUCACUACCAAUGGAGUCGAAGUCACUAUGGAGGUCGUUUGAUUUGCUCGCCUAUCGCCAGGCGCAAGCUUUUUGCACCGGGUUAACGGUCAACUACGAAUAUUGACGGUGUCCCUCUCUUUCCGGCCUCACGCGGACGUUUGGCAUAGAUGAACAGCAUAGAUCAAUCACAAUCCACCCUCUGUUGUUUCGCAUUGUAACUAGCCUCACAAAUUAACACUUCGGGAUUCGUUCGCUGCGGAAAGACGCAUAUGUUUACAGUACUUUGCAUAGACAUUUUUAUGCAAGUAUAUUCUCCGCGUCCGCCCAGAGGUCGCGCUGAGCCCAUACCCCCGCUAUAGCGGCGAUGAUCAUCCAACACGAGUUCUCGCUCAUGUAUUGGUUGGCCCUGGUCCUGUGCCUAGCCUUGACGCCUUCACUGGCAGCACCGGGGGUCGCAGCAGCCUGCAGGUGCGCGACAAGAGGGGAAGGGGCAGACGACACAGCAGCGGAAGUCAUGGACAACUGUGUGGCAAAUUCCGGAGUGUCCGAAUGAGCGGUAGCUUCUUUCCUCCGUUCUUUCACCAGCCGCAUGCAUGCCCUUGCAAGGUUGCGCAUGUGACUCAUUUCGUCGGCCGAGCAGUGAUCCUCUAUUCUUGAUAGCAGGGCGAACAUCCAGCGGGCGUGUGAUUCAGUGAAGCGAUGGUUUGCGCGACUCGUACCAAGUGAGACACCCGCUUGCUUUCGCGAAGAUUCCAGUUCGGCCAGAUGCAGGUUCAGCCAGUAGGCAAAGUACAUGACAACAUGUAUCGCGUAUCGGUGAUCGAUAGCGCGCAUGAGACGCGGAGUAGGCUCCGGUACUUUAGGAAACAAGAAAUCAGAUGGUUGCGGCAACAUCUGCUGGGAUCGAUGGAAUGCUACGUUCUCGGCACCGUCAUCAACGUUUGAUGACGGAUUUGUUGUAGCUCCAGUAUUUGGCCCCUUAUACAGUGAUAGAGGCUCGAAUGAUGUCAACCCGGUAUCCAGAGCAUUAUCAUGCUCUUGGGAGGAAUCAGUUGCAGAUGCUGCCGAAGCCAGGUUAUCAGGCGAGUUCCGCUGCGCAUCGAUGUAGUUGUGUGAGUCACUUGGGAUGGGUGCAUGCAGGGUUUCGCGAGAGCGGUUCGUCUUCGCUUUUUUGAAUGCAAGCCAUUCAGAUUCGGGUUUUCCCUGUAAGAAUGCCCACCAUCGGUCGCGAUCGCGCAUGUCGGGUAGACAGACUCGGCUCCUAUCAGACGCAGUCUUCAAUGUUGGUUUUGAUGUUCCGAUGAGCGGACUUGAGGGUUGAACCGCAUUCUGAGCCGCGCGUUACUGCAGGGCUCGUCAUAUGGUGCUGGGACUCAUACCCGUCUGAGGUUUCUGAACCUAGCCACAAACAAGGUCCGCCACUCUUCAGAAGGAAGGGAAGACGACGUUUUGGGGGCUUCUGCAUUGUGUUCGGCCUGAGGAGGAGCAACAACCGGGUGGUCGUACGGGUUCACCGCCCGCGUGACAUGUGGGAGUCGGCGAUGUUCCCGUACGGAGGUUGUGAUGAGAAUGGAGAGAGAUC
Punctularia strigosozonata HHB-11173 SS5 is the source of this 2336-nucleotide messenger RNA. RefSeq names its product phosphatase. The coding region runs from base 107 to 814 and encodes 235 amino acids. The transcript has 10 exons. Lineage: Eukaryota; Fungi; Basidiomycota; Agaricomycetes; Corticiales; Punctulariaceae. The record is from RefSeq and is a predicted model, not a curated record. Gene Ontology annotation, molecular function: beta-phosphoglucomutase activity; sugar-phosphatase activity.